GAGCGUAUGAUGGCAAUCUGCUCCACAGCUGGAAGAGAAUCCUUCUCUUGACAUCACUUAAGCCCUCCCCGUCUGCCACUGACCCUGAGCCACAAUCCCACUCAGGGAGCACUUAUGCUGCAGGCAUCCGGGCGAAAAGGCUGCUGGAAAAAGGCAAGGCAGCCGUUGACAUCUUCAGGGGAGAAGCGGGAGAGGGAUCCAGCCAUCUCAAGGCUCCCAGCUGCAUCCUCCUGCCUGCCUGGCUCACAGAUGACGAACGGCACUCUCUCCAUCCAGGAGGCUUCCCCCCCAGGGACAGUCCCCCCCACCAUGGACUCCCUCGUCUCCUCCUGCUGCACCUUGGUGACGGGGGCCUGGGUGCCCAAGGAGGACCAAAAGAACCAGCACGUGGUGAGAAUGGUACAGAUCGCGGUGUUGUGCGUGCUUUGCCUGACUGUUAUCUUUGGGGUGUUCUUCUUAGGCUGCAACUUGCUGAUCAAGUCGGAGAGCAUGAUCAACAUGCUGGUGAAGGACCGCAGGCCCUCUAGGGACGUGGAAGUGGUGAUCAUUGAGACAUAACCCCCUUGCAGAAAAGGCAGAAGGAUGUGCAUGCAUUGCGUUUGGAGGAGUCGUCUAUAUCCUGCUGACUCUUUAGAGUUCCACGAUGAUUGAGGGAAAGUUGUCUGAUCAUUCCUCAGCUACAGCACUUUAUGGCGAGAAUGGAAAUGGAGGCAGAGCGCAGCAGAGUUACACCAACUAAGGUGUGUUUGUUUUGGGCAUUAUCAGUGAACCUGUGCUCCUGCUGAUCAUUUUAAAUGUUUUUUCUCCUUGGCUUGGCUAGAUGCUCCCACAUAUAGAGACUUUAUAACAUCAUUGCUACAAACCCUCUCCUGACUUUCCAGGCAGGUGACCUCCAGGACAAAGGCACACCUGUCUUGCACUUGAAUCUUGGGCUCACAAUCAGCAGCCAAAGGACAUCACUCCUGUUCCCACUAAGCCUGCAUCUUUUUGUUGCUUCUGUGGUUUGGGUCUGUCACAACAAAGACAGACAGCAGCCACACCCUGGAAAGAAGAAAAGCAGUGACAGAGUGGGAGAGAAUGCACAGAAAGACACUCCAAGGGCCUCUGAAUGGUUUUGAACUCGGCUAAGCUGGCAGCGUGCCAGCCUCACCCCCUCACUUCACCUAAAAUGGAAAGUAUGCGUGACCAACUCUCUCUGGCAAGAGAUCCGUGGUUACUCUAAGCGCUGUGUCAUUGUUGUUUAAAUUUUGUGUAAACCCAGUGAGGAUGAUCUUUGUGUAGCGGCGGACAGUGAUGGGUUGUUUACUGCGCUCUUUCCCAAACCUAUUAAAAAGAUACAGGAAUUGC
Messenger RNA from Anolis sagrei ordinatus, 1347 nucleotides. Lineage: Eukaryota; Metazoa; Chordata; Lepidosauria; Squamata; Anolidae. The record is from RefSeq and is a predicted model, not a curated record.